GGUAAAUAAUGAAUAUUGUUAUGAACAGUGAUAAUAAUGAUAACUCUAAUAAGGAUAUGGAAGAUUUUGAGGAGAGUUUUAGAACAAGUAAAAUAACACGAACACAAACACCGAAACAAUAUUUUAAUAAAAAUAAUAGAAGACAAAUAAAAAAGAAUAAAAAAUAUAAUAAUAAAUUAAAUGAUAAUAAUUCGGAUAUUGAUAAUGACGCUGAUAAUGAUGUUAGUUCAUCAUCGGUUGUAAUUACAUCAUUAAUUGAUGAAGAUGAUAAUAAUGAUUCAAAAACAAGCAAAUCAUUAGCAUCUAAACAACCUGGAAAUGAUAAUAAUAUUUUGGCAACAUUCAAUAAUGAAAAUAAUGCUUAUGAAGUACAAUCUCCGAUUGUUGAUAGCACCCAACAGCAACAACAUGAAUUUUUAAUUGAUAAUAGUGACAUUAAAGAAGAGAAAAUUGAAAAAGAAGACCUACAAAAUGACGAAUAUACAACAAUAUUAGUAAAACAAGAAGAUACGUUUAAAAAUGAAAAUGAUCAAAUAAAUGAUAUUAAAUGGAACAUUGGUGAUAUAAUAUGGGCUAGAGUGGGUAAACAUCCAUUAUGGCCAUCUAUGAUUGAUAUUGAUCCACAUCUGAAUACAUUUAUUAAAAUUAAAAAUGGUAAAAAUUUUAAACAAGUUAUUGACUUACAUGUACGAUUCUUUGGUGAUUGUGGACGUCGAUCAUGGGUACCAGCUAGUUCUACUGUCAUAUUUAAUGGUAAAAAAGAAUAUGAUAAUUUAUUAAAUGAUGUCCUAUCAAAGACAAUUAGUACAAAAAAGCAUCGCCUAAUAAAAAAAAAAUACGGGUUUUUUAUAACACCAAAAAAUUUAGCUGCGUGGAAUCAAGCUGUUCAAGAAGCUGAAACAUUAAUGAGUAAAACAUUACCAGAACGUUUUGAUUUCUUUAAAACAAUUAUUGAAAAUAAUUUAAAAAAUAAGAUUGCUAAAUUAAUGAAUGAUAAAUCAAAUAAAAAAUUAGAUGAUAAAUCAGUGGAUCAAUCAAUUAAUGAUAAAUCUAUUGAUAAAUCACUGAAUGAUAAUAAAUCUAACGUUAAUGUUAUUGCCGAUAAAUCAAUUGAUAAUGAUAAAUUAUAUCCAAAAACAUCUACACCAAAGAAACAACAAGCACGACUUAAUACUGAUAAUGAUAAUAAUUUAUUUAAACGAAAACCAAAACAACAUGAAAUUAUUAUUAUUGAUGAUGAUAACGAUGCGGAUAAUACUGAUGCUGAUAAUGUUGAUGAUAAUAUAGAUAAUGAUCAUGCUGCUGAUAUAAAAAAACAUUAUUUAUUUAAUGGUAUUAGUAAAGAUAAAGUGUGUGAAAUAUGUUUUAAAGGUAACAAUGAUAAGGAUAAUGGUAUGGUAUUUAAAUGUAAUGGUUCAUGUUUACGAUACUUUCAUCAUAAAUGUUGUACAUUGCAACAACAAGAAUUCUUAUCAAUAGAUAAUCAUGAUAAUGAGGAUAUAGAAUCAUGUUCAUCAUAUGAUUCAGUACAAAUAACUAAUAAUAAGAAUAAUAUACAACGUUUAUCAAUAGCUGAACAAAUCGAUCUUAAAAUGGCUGAAGUGAUGAGAGGUUUAUGUGAUGAAAUUAAAUAUACAAGUCCAACAGAUACAAGUGAUGAAGAUGAUGAUAAUGUUGAUACUACUGGUAGUAAUCAUUUAGAGUAUCAUGUUACAGGCGAUGAUAACAAUGACAAAUUAAUGUGUAUUGACUGUAGAAACAAUAAAUUCUUAUGUUUUAUAUGUAACAAAGAUACGGAUAAAGAACUAAAAAAAUGUUCUUUCAACAACUGUAACAAAUACUAUCACAUUGGAUGUCUGCUAGAAUGGCCACAAACUCAACAAAUCAACACAACAAACAAUUACAUAUGUCCAUUACAUGUAUGCCACACAUGUAUAUCAGAUGAUCCACGUCAACAGACCUCAUUAAUAAAAUUCAAUAAUGAUAAGCUAGCUAAAUGUAUUAAAUGUCCAACAUCAUAUCAUAACAUAUCAAAUUAUUGUUUAACAGCUGGUGCACAAAUAUUAUCAUGUACACAGAUUAUAUGCCCAAAACAUUUGAAUAUUAAUCGUAAAAAGGAUAAACGUAAAUCGUUAACACAUAUAAAUACAUCAUGGUGUUUUAUAUGUAGUAAAGGUGGAACAUUGAUAUGUUGUGAAACAUGUCCAACAUCAUUUCAUAUUGAAUGUUUACAUUUGAAUACGAUACCAAAUGAAUCGGAUCAAUUUAUAUGUGAGGAAUGUGAAACGGGACGAUUACCAUUGUAUCAUGAAUUAGUAUGGGUGAAAUUAGGUAAUUAUCGAUGGUGGCCAUCAAUAAUAAUCUUACCAUCACAAAUACCAACAAACAUGAAUAAAAACAUGAAUAAAUGCGGUGAAUUUGUAAUACAAUUUAUGGGAUCACACGACUAUUAUUGGGUCAAUCGUGGACGUGUAUUCUUUUAUCAAGAAGGUGAUUCAGACGAUAUAUUAAAAUCCAAUACAAACACUACCAACACAAAAGCAAUAAAUAAAUUAUUUAUAAAAGCAUUACAAGAGGCAAAUGUUCUUUAUAAUAUUAUAAGAGAACAACGGCAACAAUAUCAAAAAGCUAUGAAAUUAAAAAAUGAAAAAUAUAUUAAACCACCAAAGUAUAUAAAAAUUAAAACAAAUAAACCUGUUGGUAAUGUACGAUUAUAUAACAAAGAUGUUAUGCAAACUGAUAACAAAGAUGAUUCAAAUGAUAAUGAUAAUUCACCAUCAAUGUAUUAUCAACAAUCAUGUGAAUGUAAUACGGAUUUAAAACAAUAUUGUGGACCUCAAUCAUCAUGUAUUAAUCGUUUAUUACUUCAAGAGUGUAAUCCACAAACAUGUCCAUACGGUACAGAAUGUUUAAAUCAACAAUUCGAAUCACGAAAAUAUCCCGAAUUACAACCGUUUAAAACAGUGGAUUUAUCGCGGGGUUGGGGUUUAAAAACAAUGGAAUUCAUAAAAAAAGGACAAUUUGUUAUUGAGUAUGUUGGUGAAUUAAUUAAUGAUUACGAGUAUAAACGACGUAUUCAUGAACAACAACAAAAACAGAAACAGAAUAAAUUUAUUUCAUCAAAUGAUAAUUAUUAUUUUUUAAUUAUUGAUAAAGAUCGUAUAUUAGAUGCGGGACCAAAGGGUAAUGUUGCGAGGUUUAUGAAUCAUUCUUGUGAUCCGAAUUGUGAGACACAGAAAUGGACUGUGAAUGGUACAACACGUGUUGGUUUAUUUGCGCUGCAAGAUAUUGAAGCAAAUACUGAACUAACAUUUAAUUAUAAUUUAGAAUGUAUUGAUAAACAUAAAACUGUGUGUAAAUGUGGUGCGCAAUCGUGUACUGGAUUCAUUGGAUUGAAAAAAGAAAAUAACAAUAAUAAUGGAACAGAUACAACAAAUACAAAUGGUAAUGGUAUAGCAGGUGCAACAACAACUAGUUCUUCAAACCAUAGUAAACGUAAUAAAUAUAUAACAUCAAAAUUAAAAAAUAAAAGUAAAUAUAAAUAUUGUUUUAUUUGUAAUGAAAAUAAAACUGAAGGACGAUGUCGUAUGAAAUCAUGUGCUAAAACAUAUCAUUUAGCAUGUGUACAAUUAGAACAGUGGCCAAAAGAGAAUUGGUACUGUCCACGGCAUAAAUGUUUUGAAUGUGGUAAAAAACAUUUGUUAAAAUCAUGUACGAGGUGUAUUAAAUCUUAUUGUAAAUUACAUGCCACCAAUAAAUUUUAUGAUAUUAAUCUCGAACAACCACAGCCUUUAUUGUGUAUUGAUCAUCCUCAAGAAUUACUACAGGAAAAUGAACAAGAUAAGGUAAUUAAAACUGAACCUGAAGAACAAGAAACAAUAUUACUUUCAAAUACAACAGACAAUAUAAACAUUGACCAACCACAACAAAACAUUGAAAUUAAACAAGAAACUGAAUCAAUUUCAUCAUCAUUAAACGUUAAUAAUUUAUCAUUAACAUCAUCAAAUGAUGUUAAUAAUGAUGAUAAUAUAAAAACACGAUCAAAAUCAUUAUCAUCAUCACCAACAUCAUUAGAUAAUGAUAAUAAUGAAAAAUAA
Messenger RNA from Chrysoperla carnea, 4097 nucleotides. Its product is annotated as histone-lysine N-methyltransferase NSD2-like. Gene Ontology annotation, cellular component: nucleus; chromatin. The coding region runs from base 9 to 4097 and encodes 1362 amino acids. The record is from RefSeq and is a predicted model, not a curated record. Gene Ontology annotation, biological process: regulation of DNA-templated transcription. The transcript is spliced from 13 exons. Gene Ontology annotation, molecular function: histone H3K36 methyltransferase activity; protein binding. Lineage: Eukaryota; Metazoa; Arthropoda; Insecta; Neuroptera; Chrysopidae.